Stegastes partitus (bicolor damselfish) is the source of this 10299-nucleotide messenger RNA. Its product is annotated as immunoglobulin superfamily member 10-like. NCBI's taxonomy places the organism in Eukaryota, Metazoa, Chordata, Actinopteri, Pomacentridae. The record is from RefSeq and is a predicted model, not a curated record. The coding region runs from base 397 to 8799 and encodes 2800 amino acids. Gene Ontology annotation, molecular function: protein binding. The transcript has 12 exons.
GCAAACAGUCCGCCAGCCGCUUCUUGCACUACUUUCCUUUCCAAGAGACGCGCAACAAGAACUCUUGGAUGCAGCUGAACGCAUUUCUUUCAACUUUUUUUUUUUUAAAUUGAUUUUUUUUGACUUGACAGAAGUGUUACUAUUUCGCAGGUUUUCCCUCGCUUUCCUUCAGUGACAUCUGAGGUGACAACUUUUUCUUGUGUGUGUGUGUGUGUGUCGGAGCUAAUGGGUGAAUAAACUGGGUAAUUGCAUAUCAAACUCCCGAAGCGCGCAACCGGAUUAAAAUCAGCAUUUGAUGAGCGAAAAAAUGAAUAAUUCCGUGAAAUAAUUUCACUCCUGCGGACCAGAGGAUUUCAAGUGAUCAUCUCAGUGCAGCUUCCCCUCUCGUGAGUGAAGAUGUACCGGAGUGUCCGUGUGCCGGCGGCGUCGCUGGCCCUCCUGGUGCUGAUCCUUGUGGUGCCCGGGGGCCGGUCCUGUCCCAGGAGCUGUAACUGCUACCAGGCCAAUGAAGUCCACUGUACCUUCCGCUCGCUGCUCACUGUACCUCCUGGCCUGCCUGCACACACACGCCGCAUAAACUUAGGGUUUAACAGCAUCAGCAGAAUCCAUGACAGCUCUUUUGCUGGACUGAAGAAGGCGGAGCUUCUGAUGCUCCACAGCAAUGACCUCCAUCACCUUCCAGAUGACGCGUUCAGAGAUAUGAAGUCACUGCAGAUACUAAAGCUAAGCUAUAACAAGCUGAGAGAGAUCUCUUCAUCUCUGACCUUUUCUGGCUUGACCUCACUGCUGCGCCUGUACUUGGAUCACAAUCUCCUCCAACACAUCCACCCCCGGGCCCUGCUCCAGCUGCCUAGCCUCAGGCUGCUUCGUCUGCAAGGGAACAGGCUGCAUCAGCUGCAUCCUCACACUUUGUGCACACUGUCCCUGCUGAAUACAUAUUACUUUUCUACACUCAGGCACCUAGACCUCUCCAACAACAGCAUAACUACUUUACCUGAAGACACCUUAGUGACAGCACCUCUGCUGGAGACUCUUGUGCUGCAGGCUAAUCCGUGGAGUUGCGACUGCAGGAUGAACUGGCUUCUCACUUGGAGUCUGGCUCACCCAGGCUUAAUGAAAUGUCCCGGUGGUCCUCAGUGUCCGGUCUGUGCCUCGCCCAGUACGCUUCAAGGGCAAGGCUUGCUUGAGCAGACUGCCUUACUGUGCAGCUCGCCCGUCAUCCCCUCCACAGGAAAGGAAACACCUUUGGAGACGGAGCCCAGUGAAAUCCUAACCAGCGAAGCCUUCAGAGAGCCUCUGGGCAGCGUCUCUCUGGGUCUGUCUGACCAGCAAGGAAACAGUGUGGAUCUGAGUUGCAACAUCACUCAUUCUUCUGACUCCCAGGAUAUUGCUCCUCUUCCAGAUCUCUCCCUGUCCUCCUCUGCUCCUCUCCCCCUCGCUCUGUCACUCUCCCUGGAGUGCCCUUUGGAGAGACAGAGCUAUGAGAAACUUUGGAGGAUUCUGGCUUAUUACAGUGAGACUGCGGUUCGCCUUGAGAGGGAGAUCAUGCUGAGUAAAGCCCCAGCGUUGGCCUACCGCUACAGGCAGGCGGUGGAGACAGAUGGAUAUUAUCACACUGGAGUCAGAGCUUCUGUUAAAGCCAGGCCACAUUGGCUACUCCAGGCAGCCAUUAGCAUUCAGCUAAACAGAGCACAGUCUAAUGGACAUAAAGUUCAACUUAUAUACUCAACAAGAGUUUCUGCUCAUCCUGGCCCUACCUCUCAUCACUCAUCGUCCUCCGCUGCUUCUCACCCAUGGGUGCUGAUGUCUACUAAUCACACUACCACAGCACUGGCAGCAGUAGCAGGCAGUAAGGUAGAGCUGUCCUGCCCUCUUCUCAGUUCUGGCAACCCGAAAGUACAGUGGAUUCUCCCAGAUGGAUCCAAGCUUAUCCCACCCUCCAGCAGCCCAGACGGUCGGCUGCGGGCCUCAGCUUCUGGUUUGCUUCUACAAAAAGUAAAGCUCUCAGAUGCUGGGAUUUACUACUGUGUUGGUUGGGCUGGAAAAGAUGUGGAUGUUCUCCCCCUGUACCUGGCAGUGGAGGGGUCAUCUGUUCCACCUUCAGGAGAGGAAGUGGGACCUCCUCUUACAGGAUCAGUUGGGGAACCUGUCACUUUGUCUUGCGGGGUGUCUGGUUCACCAGAACCUUACAUGACUUGGAUUCUACCAGAUGGAAAUUUAGUGCGGCAGGGAUUGGCUGUAUCAGGUGGAGUCACGAUGGGAUCAAAUGGGAGUCUCUCUCUGCCCAACCCCUCUCUGCAGGAUGCUGGUCAUUACCGCUGCAUUGCGGUCAACCAGUAUGGUAGCGACUCUCUAUCUGUUCAGCUGAUAUUAAAUACACAGCACAUCCCUCCGCUUAGAACUGCAUUUCCCAGAGGGCCACAGUCAGCUGCUGGCAGGUCAACCAGGAUAAGAGCCCCUUUAUUAGGUCAGGUGGAUGAGGCAUCGGGGGAUGGAGGAGAAGAAGAAGAAGAGAGAACUGUUGUUGGCAAUAGGAGGCGACCAGCAUCUCUCCAGCCAACUCCGAACAGACGUUAUCCAAAUGGAACGCCACGAAGACGAGUUCCUGUGAGAGAAGGUCCCCUGAGAAGAGGCGGCGGGCCUGUUUCACCCACUGACAGGGGAAGAAACCGCUUUGAGAACAGACAUAGAGUUACUACAAACAAACAAAGGAUAGACCCUCAGAAAUGGGCUGAUCUCUUGGCUAAAAUACGUCAAAAGACUGCUCAUACGAACAACAGCCAACCCAUCACAACAGAAAAACCCACGACUGCAUCAGUUCAAGGAGGCAAAGAUAAAGACACAACAAGACACGAGGGAGAUGAUGAUACAGAAAGAAGUAGAGCUCAAGGAGCAGGGAUGGAAGCAGAAACUGAAGGGUCAUCUGUUGAUGAUACUGUUUUACAGGAGGAAGGGCUGCAGCCCAUUCAAGCUGUUCAAUCAGAAACAAAGACAGAUACAGAUACUGAAAUAGAGACUGGCUCAGAGAGGGCAACAGAAGAACAGACUGAUAUGGAGAAUGAGACAGAGGCACACAUACAGACAGAGAAAGCAGGUCCACAAACACAGACAACAGCAAACCCAGCGACACACACAGGACCAGUCACAUCCAAUCCAAUGUCAGGAACAAAUGAAAUUGUCCAAGAACCAGGUGAAGGGGAUGAACAAAAAGCAAACCCCAGCCCAUCAAGAACCAGGCCUCAGAAUCCUCGACAGGGAUUCCUUCCUAAUUUGGUUCCAAACUCCAGACCUCAAAGCCCCUGGAACUCACGCAGGAAGAUCGGACAGCGAAGACGAAUCAUCAACAGGCCCAGGGGGCGACCUCUGACCCCGGCCCAACCUCUCCCUGACCCUACGAACCCAAGGUCACAGACUGUGACACCUGACACGACCACAGAUCAAAUCAAUAUGUUGUUGCCGGUGUCAACAGCCAUGGCUCCAGCUAUUUUGUUGAACCCGAGUGACCAAAUUAAGACUGCUCCAAAUGUUGUGGCUCAGAAUCCCGUGUCUCCCCCUGUUUCUAACGCUCCUGGUAUCUCCACUUCAAAAUCAGCCUCACCCUCACCGACUCCCUCCCCCUCCCAUACAAACACAGACACACAUGCAGACGUGAUGACUCACUUAGACAAGACAGCAGACACUGAAGAGUCCUCUCUUUUCAACACACCAGCACCCACUCACUCUGACACUUCGAUUUCAGAAACGCAUGUGCCAGAUACGCACUCUGGGACAUUUACACAUGGCAUGCAGACACGCACAGAAACGCAAACAGCCUUAGACAAACAUGUUGAUAGACCCUCAAGCAAACACGGUGAAGAGCUAGAGAGGAAUUUCUUGGGUGUACCCGAUCGGUCCCCCUCUUCAACCACUCACUCCUCCAUUGUUUCCUCAGUCCCCAGAACAGAUACAACCGCUUCUGCAAAAUCCACAACAACUCCUUCAACUACUCUCAGAAGAACUCAUUCUACGGGUCUUGCUGGCAACACUAGAAGCACCUCUACCACUACUCCUAUGACUACAAGUCCCACUGUGUCUACUACAGCUACCAUUCCAACAUCUAGCACUACCAGGCAUACUACAACUACUCCUACCUCUACUACUACUACUCCGACUACAACUACCACCACAACUCCUAUUCUUACAUCUACUACUCCAACUACGACUUCUACAACUGGAACCUCUACCACAACUGAUGCUAGCACUGCUACUACUACUACUACUACUGCUUCUACUACUGCUUCUACUACUACUACUACUACUGCUUCUACUACUACUACUACUACUGCUACCACUACAAUCUCAUUUAAAGGCAUCCCUAGGACUCUUAACCCCACUACCACUACUUCUACUACAACUUCUAAAACUACCACUCCAUCUACUAGUACUACAACUACUGCUUCAGCCAAAAUUCCUCCAACUACGACAAGGGCACCUACACCUACUACUCUUUCCAGUACUACCACAGCAGUCAUGUCAACAAGUACCAAAGCGGCAUCCAGAGAGAGGCCAAGCGUUGUCCAAACUGACUCCAGAGAGAGGCUUGGUUCUGGUGCUCCGAAAGAGAUCCGUCCCUCCACUGACUGGAAGAACCCUGGAGCCAAUUCUAUUCCAGAUUCGCACAGCAGCAGGUCCCAGUGGCCUCCGUCUCCUCCACUCCCUGUCACUCCUGUGGCUCCAGUUUUGAGAUCCAGACCAAAGAUUGCAGAUCCACACAUCAGGACAGUGUCUUUCCCAGCAGAGAGCACUGCCAGGAUGGAUUGUCAAGCUGAAGGAGAACCGAAACCCUCCAUCACAUGGACGAAAGUUGCCACAGGAGCAGUGAUGUCAAUCCACUCCAGGGCUCAGCGUUUUGAGGUCUUGCCAAAUGGCACCCUUGUUAUCCAGAAUGUUCAGCUGCAGGACAGGGGCACGUACAUCUGCAGUGCACACAGCUUCCUGGGUCGUGACAGGCUGCUAACUACCCUGGAAGUCUGGACCCGCCCCCCUCGUAUGCAGCUGGCUAGUUACAGAGAAGUCACGAUUCAUCAGGGUGGAGAAGUGCGUUUGGAGUGCCAAGCGGACGGCGUUCCCGCCCCUCUGCUCUCGUGGGUCCUGCCCAAUCGCUCCGUCCUGACCUCUGCCGGCCCCUUCAGCAGCCGGAUCACCAUGGACACGAACGGAACCCUUCACAUCUCAGUGACUUUACCUAGUGACCGAGGAGUGUACCGCUGUGUGGCUUCCAACUCAGCAGGUGCUGCCAGUGCCUCAGUGCGUGUACACGUGUCCUCGUUGCCCCCGGUGAUACAGCAACCCAGAGAGGAACACCUGCUCUUGUCUCCAGGGAGGCCUGUUUAUGCUCACUGCUCUGCCCGAGGUGCUCCACCACCAACCCUGCGCUGGCGAAUCCCAGAUGGGACCCUUGUUCGCCCAUCCCAGUUUCUCCAUGGCAACCUAUUUGUCUUGCCCAACGGGACGCUUCAUAUUCGAAAAGUUGGGCCAAAGGAGGCAGGGAGCUACGAGUGCUCAGCAAGUAAUGCUGUGGGGGCUGUUAAGAGGACGGUGAAGGUGGAAAUUGAAGGGGGAGCAGACGGAGAGAGAAGGCAGGGACAAGCCAGAGCUGAGGGGACAAAAACAGUCGCGACAGAAAAACCAGCUCCUUCACUCAUUAAAGACAAAACUUUGGCCAUCCCUAGCUACCCCUCAGGUCCAUUCGGCUACACUAAAUUCUCCCCUCCAUCUGUCUCUGAGACAUCCAGGACCUCGUCGCUCACGCCAAACUCUUCUCACUCCUCUUCACAUCCUUACAAGCCCAAUUCCUCUAACUCAUCUCCUAAAAUCAAUAAAACAGUCACUGCCUCCCCCACACACUUUACCAACAUCAAAAAAAUGGAUCCUUCCUCUCCUUCCCUGCGCUCCACUGUGCCAACAAACAACACCAGACUCUCACCCGCUAUAAACAACACCAGAGUUAUUUCUUCUUUCCCCACUGACAGAAGAGCCCCAGCUGUUCUGCAUCCCUCGCCCGUCUCUCCUUUCAGUAAAGCCCGUAUCGUCUCCUCAUCGCCCUCCACGUCUACUGUCCACUACGGGGGGAUUUUGCAGCUUCACUGCACUGUAACUGGCAACCCAGCUCCCAUCAUUAUCUGGAGGACCCCCAACAGAAAGCUGGUGGACAUGCAUUUCAGCUUUGACCGACGCCUAAAGGUGCAUCCAAAUGGCAGCCUGUUGGUCCAGGCAGUAACGGAGAAGGAUGCUGGAGACUACCUAUGCAUCGCACGGAACAAGGUUGCAGAUGAUUAUCGCCUCCUGCGCGUCUCUGUGGCAACCAAACCCGCCAAGAUUGAGCCAAAAAUACCAUUAAAUCAGAUGGUGUCAUUUGGCAAACCAUUAAAGGUGGACUGCCAAGCAUCCGGGCUGCCUGACCCAGCUGUUCGUUGGAGCUUACCAGAUGGAACCACGGUGAACAGUGUGUUGCACGGGGAAGACAGAGGAGGGCGAACACGACGGCUAACUGUGUUUGACAACGGGACAUUACUGGUUCCAGCAGUGGGUAUGGGAGAAGAGGGGGAGUAUACAUGUUACGCUGAGAAUCAAGGAGGUCAAGACACCAUGAAGGUCAAAGUGAAGGUCAUGAUGACAUCUCCACCAACCUUCACCGACGACAGAAGCUACCGCGUCAUCAAAGUACGUCAGGGGGCAACUGCGACUCUUCCCUGCAAGGCUUCAGGAGAUCCUGCCCCCACAGUGACGUGGUUUUCCCCAGCGAACCGCGUAAUCCCACAAAGUUUGGGAUCUGGUUAUUACUCUGAGCGAGUUGUGGUGGUUUCAGGUGGAACUCUGGAGGUGCGUGUCUCUCAAAAGAUCGACACGGGAAACUAUACAUGCCGAGCAAGCAACUCGGCGGGGGAGAGGAGCAUGGUGGUGGGCCUGGAGGUGGAGGCUACUACCUAUGGGCAGAACGGCCAGGUGGGAGGAAGGGGUUGGAGCGUUAACAGCGGGCCUGGCAGCAGUCAUUUCAUCAGAUCAGGAGACAACAUUAAUAAUGGAGGGAUAAUCCAGCCUGGAUUUACCAGUGGCAUCACAAACAAGCUCGGUAGCAAUAACAGCAGCCACCAUAGUGAUAACAGUGGCCGGGUGAGAAACUAUGUACCAAACACUAACUUAGCAAUAAGUGGCUCUAAUCCUGCCCAGAGGAGUGAAAGUCGAGAUGGAUUCAGCAGGCCUGUCAGUGGAAUCACAACGCAGCUAGGUAGCAGUGUACUCACAGUUGGGGUGAACGGGGCAAGAAACGUAGGCUUUAAAGCAGAUAAUAUUGUAAUAAAUAGAAACGGACCUGGCAUUACGAGUGGUAGUAAUAGUGUGGGCAACGGUCACGGCACAGCAAGAGGAGAGAGUGUUGAAAGGAAUCCUGGGACUAAUAAUAAUGAAGUCACUGCAGGAAAGGUUAGUAAUGAUGCUAACGCCAGUAGAGACUACAGCAGGUUAAGUGGUAUUUCAAGAGACGCUGGAAGCUUCGGUAGCAGUGUGUCUAAUAAUGGAGCUGGUACAAGCACACUCAGAGGAAAUGGUUUUAGUAGGAGUAGCAAUCUAGAAGGAACCAAUGACAACAGAAGAAAUAGUGUUGGCUCAAGCAGUAGUGCAAGUGCUAAAAACUUUACGAACUCAGUCGUGGGUGUGGUGACGACGGUGAAGCAGCGAGCGGUUAAAGGCCAAACGGUUCUUUUGCCCUGCCCCUCCCAAGGUUCUCCUCCCCCCCGACUGGCCUGGUUUCUGCCCGGUAACGGCAUGCUGCCAGCUCCUUAUUACGGCAGCCGACUCACUGUGCAUCGAAACGGCUCCUUGGAGCUGCGGGGCGUCCGGGCGAGUGACGGCGGGACCUUGGUUUGUGUAGUGAAAAGUGAGAGAGGAGAGACGACGAUUCGGGUGGAGCUGGAGGUAGCGGAGACGCAGGAGGAGGCCAGAUCUCCGCAGAGGGGACCAGCGGUGGAAAGACCUGCACAGACAAGGGGUGGUUCAAUUGAGGCGCCUCAACUGAAUUCAGCUCGAUCUUUAAACUCGAGGCCAGUGCCGCCUGUGGUGCUUCAUCCAAGAAUCGCAGUUACUCAGAAGCCUCUGCAGAGGGGCCUCAGUUUGCCUGCUGCACCCCACCCAGUUGGCCCUCCACCUUUUACUGGCCCUGUCGCAGAGCCAACAGUGACCACCAGAUCGGCUCCCCUGGUGAGCAUCAUUAAUGGAGAAGUCCUUCAGCUGCCCUGCCCACAACCCCCUGGACACCUGAAGGGCUCUCUCUCCUGGACCAUGCCCAGCGGCAAAGUGCUGUCCAGGGGUGAGAGUGGCGACUCAGGCCGUUACUUAGUCCAAGAUGAUGGAACAUUAACAGUACAUCAGACGUCUGUGUUCGACCGAGGCACCUACACCUGCAGGUCCACCAGUUACGACUCCUCCUUAGUGUCAGUCGCCACAGUUCCCGUCAUUGUCAUCGCCUACCCUCCACGCAUCACAACAGGCCCCUCCCCGGUGACCUACACUCGCCCCGGGGUUGCCGUGGAGCUGCCCUGCCUGACCAUAGCAACACCUCGGGCGACAGUCACCUGGGAAACGCCAGACCUGACACAGCUGAGGGUGAUGGGUCAGCCUCGCAUUUAUGGCAACCGCUACCUUAGUCCUCAGGGUUCCCUGGUGAUACAGAACCCGACAGGUAGGGACACAGGAUUUUACAGGUGCACGGCCAAAAAUGUGAUAGGAGUGGACACCAAGACGACAUACCUGCACGUUAUAUAAUGGGCUGAAGCAAACACACACACACAGACAGACCCACAAAAACACGUAAUAGAGACAAAGAAACUCCACUGAUCCUUUUUUCUCAAGUGAAUGACUUCUUCUGCUAACACUAUGUGUCCCUCAUGCCCAAAGAAACUGCAAAGCUCUGUGCUGAAUCUCAGAAAGGACUAAUAUACGGUAUAAUAUGUCUUAUGUUUGUGUUUUUAAUGUCUGAGUUUGUCGUCAAUACUGUGUUGUUUUUGUAUCAGGAGUUGCAAGAUUCACAGCGGACACAAUGUCUUACUUCUUUUUUUUUUGCAUAAACAAGUAAUUAUUGUUCGAGGAGGACGCUUUAAUGCAGGUGGUGUUACACACUCAACCUGUUGUGCCUUGCUGUGUGUCUCACUGGCUUAAAUCUGUUUUGAAAUGGUGCUCAUUUCACGCUCGCAGCAAAAGAUGCAAAUGGCCACGUUUGUGCCCGUAGAUAUUUUUUCAGCGAAAACUACCAGAUUUGUUAUUUUCAGUAAAACUAAAUUAGUUUCCUUGCCUAUUACAACAGUACUAAAAUAUUACUUCUAUAUAAGUAUUUAUGUAAAACGCAGAAACCUUUUAACCCUCGUUUGAAGGAUUAAAUGAUUCCUUGUUGCACAGUUUUAGAAUUGCUUUAAUACAAAAUGGAAACCUAACAACGGUGCUUCACCUUGCUUUAUUACUAUACUGGACAUUUUACACUUAGAAGUACAGUGUAAUAUACAAUACUGUAUGCUUACAUAAGUAUGAUGUCGCCUAAUAUAAUUCUGCUUAACCAGAUGUGGAUAUUAAUAAAAUAUGUUUUUUUUUGGUCAAAUGUUGUAAAUUAGGACAAAAAAUGGAUUUAAAAUGCCAUCUUGGCAUUUACCUUACUUUUUUUUUUUGUUUUUACUGGCUAUCUACAUAUUAUUAAUUGUUGGAGUUGUUGCAACAAACACUAACUUAAACUGGCAGCCUUACUUGCCUCGUACUGCCUAUAUUUGUGUUACAUUUAAUCCCCGACAGACACGAUGACGGAGGACUUCAGUGUUAUAAUCUAAGCAAACACCAGCAUCUUCAGGAUUUUCCUCAUCUUGUGAGUUUCAAACCUGGACAAACAUUGUGCCGCUGACUGUAUCUCACAUUGUCACUGCUUUAAUGAGGCAGAAUGCGGCACAAAGCAUCCAUGUUAACACGUCAAAAGAGUGAUCGCCGUGAUUAUUUUGAUAGAAAAGAUUGUAUAAAUGUGUGUUUCCAGAGCCUGCCCGCAGCUUGUGCAAAAAGCCAGCAGUUCAUAGUUAUAUACCUUUAUCUGUUCUUUCAUGUUUUUCAUUGUGUCUUUAAAUUAUUUGUCUUGUAAAGACUCUGUUGUACGACACCUGUUUUUGUUUUUUUUUCGCCUAAAGGGAGAAAUUCUUAAAUAUUAAUAUGUAUGAUGUCUCACUAGCCAAUGAUGUCUAACUAUAUUUUUAACAGUUUCCUUUUCUAAAUAAAAAUGACGGCGAACUGAAA